Messenger RNA from Coccidioides immitis RS, 3017 nucleotides. RefSeq lists its product as uncharacterized. The coding region runs from base 101 to 2221 and encodes 706 amino acids. Gene Ontology annotation, molecular function: ATP-dependent protein folding chaperone; ATP binding. Lineage: Eukaryota; Fungi; Ascomycota; Eurotiomycetes; Onygenales; Onygenaceae. The record is from RefSeq and is a predicted model, not a curated record. The transcript has 4 exons.
CCUCCCCUCCCCUCUCCUCUUCUUCUCUCCUGUCGCUCUAAUACUCCCUUCAGUCUUGCGGGUUUCUUGCCUGCAGUCAUCACAUCCUUUUAUGGACUCGAUGAGCUCUCGGUUCAAAUCUUUUGUGUUUGUAUCAAAGCGCAAGGCAACAACGUCCGCUGCAUCUAUCACCUCAAACAACGCCUCCACCUCUCCCCAGUCAGGUCCCAAUUCGUCUUCAGCGAGCCUCCCCAUGAACAACCCAAACCACCUGGGCCGCCCACCGAGCUACUCUUACACCGCUGGUGGGCGACCGGCAAGCCCGUUGCCACCAGGACAGCAUCAGCAGCUGGCCCAUCAUCCUCCUCCUCUCAAUACUGGCGUCGGGUAUUCCCAUCACGGACAUAUGGCCGGUGCCGCUCCGCCUCCCCCCGGCUACGGCUACCCUCACCCGCAGCAUACCAGCAUUCCUCCUUCCAUAUCACAGUAUCCACCUGGCCGACCUCACACUGAGCUGGAAGGUGGUGGCAGGAGCAAGGCCCAGCUCAUCGUCGGUAUUGAUUUCGGAACUACGUUCUCCGGUGUCGCUUACGCGUUUGCAACAAAUACGGAAGCGAGAGAAGACAUAAUAACCGAAUGGCCUGGUGCCGGAAUCCAUAUAAAACAAAAGAUUCCCACUGUUUUAUACUACGACCAGUAUCAAAAGGUAGUGGGAUGGGGUCCGGAUAUCGCCGACGCGCUUGCUCCCACUGGUUAUCCAAAACAAGGCGUCCAAAAGGUUGAAUGGUUUAAGCUGCAGUUAAUGAUCUCAGGGAACACAUACAUCGAUCCCAUUAAUUUACCCCCUUUGCCUCCAGGAAAGUCAGAGAUCGAUGUUGCAGCCGACUAUCUGUUCAAACUCCGCGGAGCAAUGAGAAAUCAAUUACUCAAGACUCUUGGCGAGGUGUUCACACGAGAGGAGCGAAACAUUCGUUAUUUCUUAACUGUGCCGGCCAUCUGGAAUGAUGCCGGAAAAGCCGCUACUCGUGCAGCUGCUAUCCAAGCUGGGUUUUUGCGUGACGAGAACGACAACCGGCUCACUCUUAUUACCGAACCUGAAGCAGCAGCUAUGUUUUGUGCAAAGAGCGGCCUCCUUAGUCUGAAGAUGCAUGAUGCCAUUCUGAUCGUGGAUUGCGGCGGUGGCACCGUCGAUCUUAUCGCAUAUGAAGUUGAAGAAGAACACCCCUUCUCUGUGUGUGAAUGCACCGCUGGUUCUGGAGAUUCUUGUGGAUCCACCGCACUCAACAGAAACUUUAGCAACAUUCUAAGAGCAAAGAUUCGAAAAAUGAAGUUGCCGGAUGGCUCGAGGACGGCUGGAAAGGUCUAUGCCAAAUGUAUCAUGGAUUUCGAAAACAGAAUCAAGGCAGACUUCCGGAACAAUGGCCAGAAAUGGGCUGUCGAUGUCGGAAUUGAAGCGGACUUCCCAGAUGCCGGCAUCGAAGAGGGGUAUAUGACUUUCACCAAUGAAGAAAUUCUUCAAUGCUUUGAGCCCGUUGUGAAUAGGAUCUUGGAGCUUGUGCGAAACCAGAUCAUCGCCAUUCAAGCCCAGAAUCGACCUCUCCAGAAUAUCCUUGUCGUUGGUGGCUUUGGUGCAUCCGAAUACCUCUUCCAGCAGAUCAAGUUACAUGUUCCCCCACAAUAUCAAACCAAAGUCGUCCGACCAAUGGACUCUGUUGCUGCUAUAGUCAAGGGUGCUGUCACGGCUGGUAUCACCGAACGCGUCGUUACCUCUCGCGUGGCCCGUCGCCACUAUUUAAUGGCAACGUUGCAACCAUUCAAAGAAGGUCACCACCCUGAACAAUAUCGUGUUCCGAGCUUGGAUGGUAAGGACAGAUGCAAGUAUACUCGGCAGAUUUUUGUCCAAAAAGGCGAAAGAGUCAAGAUUGGAGAACCGGUUAAAGUCAGCUUCUUCCGUCAAGUUGCUCCUGGUGCAACUCUGAUGUACGAGGAUAUCCUGUACGCUUGUGAUGAGGAUGUGUGCCCGGAAUACACUAAGGAUCCACGUAUCAAGGAAGUCGUCACUCUUACAUCAGAUCUUUCUCGGAAGAACCUCGAGAAAGAUUUUGAACGCAUGGAUACUCCUCAAGGCACGUUUUAUCGAGUUUACUUUGACAUUUAUCUUACCCUCGACGGAAGCGAAUUUAAUGCGGAGCUCGUCUGCCAAGGAGAGGUCAUGGGCCGAUGCUCUGCCCGAUUCCGGUAAACGGCUUCUUUGCAGCAUUUUUCGUUUCGAUUUCGCAUAUAAUCAGCGAUCCGAAACGGAAUGCCCCGCAUAUCUCUCAAUCAUGGAAAUAUGGAAAAGCUGGAGUUCAGGAUGGUACAAAUUCGAUGAUAGAUCUCCUUACAUUUUCUCGCCAUUCAGGUUGUUGAGAUGUGUUUUCCCCAACACUCAACUUUAAACCCAACCUACAAACAUUGUCAAUGGUUACCUGUUUCUUUUCGUCCCAUCUCGAGCAAUGAUGUUAUGGCAAUGUGAUACCCCCCCUUUUUUUCAUAUUUAUUCACUUCUAUGCCCCUUAGUACCAUUUUCGCUGCCAUUUAUUCUCAUUCCUACCGGUAUACAAUUUGAAACUUCUCUUCCCCUCGCCUUGGAUACUUCAAUGCCAGGAUAGAUUUGGUAUUGACAACCAGGUUCUAUCUUAAAUAUGUGCACAAUUCUGCUAAGCCGGUCCUGUCCGGUGCUACACGAUAGCUGGGUGGCCUUUAGCUGUUUUGAACAGAAACAUCAUGAGAAGCUGGGAUGAAACCCUUUUUUUUUUUUUUUUUUUCUUUCCUUUUUUUGAGAUUUUAGCAAAUGGCCAUCUUCUCCCUUAUCUUCUUUCCCUUGCAGAGUUUGGGUUCUAUAAGGCAACUGCCCUUUAAUAGUCCGAAGCAAUUCUUGUUGAAGGAAAUUAUCCACGGUGCGUCGUGUGGAUUCAUUUCAGCCUACAUUCAGAGUGCCUUGAUAUCACCGUGUCUACUGAGUACGCUGUCGUUUCUCCCUAUGAGCUUUGAUAUCU